This is a messenger RNA of Pterocles gutturalis (yellow-throated sandgrouse), 282 nucleotides long. RefSeq names its product pancreatic progenitor cell differentiation and proliferation factor (gene PPDPF). Lineage: Eukaryota; Metazoa; Chordata; Aves; Pterocliformes; Pteroclidae. Gene Ontology annotation, biological process: cell differentiation; multicellular organism development. The transcript is spliced from 5 exons. The record is from RefSeq and is a predicted model, not a curated record. The coding region runs from base 1 to 282 and encodes 93 amino acids.
AUGGCAUCCAUCCCAUCCAGCGGCUCGCUCAUGGCCACACACAACUACUACCGAAGACGCCUGAGCUCCACAUCCAGCAACAGCUCCUGCAGCAGCUCGGAGUACUCUGGGGAGGUCAUCCCCCACCCCCCGGGUCUGCCCAAGUCCGACCCCGGCCACUGGUGGGCCAGCUUCUUCUUCGGGAAGACAAUUCACCCGGCCAUGACAACUGUGUCGGAGUUCCCGGAGAGCUUGGAAGCACUGCGGGUGACGACAGGACCGAUGGCAUGUGGCUUGACUUAG